Macrobrachium nipponense is the source of this 4842-nucleotide messenger RNA. RefSeq names its product putative glycerol kinase 5. Gene Ontology annotation, cellular component: mitochondrion. The record is from RefSeq and is a predicted model, not a curated record. Gene Ontology annotation, biological process: glycerol metabolic process; triglyceride metabolic process; phosphorylation. The transcript is spliced from 12 exons. Bases 294 to 1757 code for a protein of 487 amino acids. Gene Ontology annotation, molecular function: phosphotransferase activity, alcohol group as acceptor; kinase activity. Lineage: Eukaryota; Metazoa; Arthropoda; Malacostraca; Decapoda; Palaemonidae.
ACAAAAAUCCGUGAAUGUCUGAGACGUCGAGAUCCUCAACCUCCAGGAACCUGAUACGGACUCCUCUGGUGCUCGUAAACCUUGGCUCUGUGGUCAACCACUUUUUCUCGAGAAGGCUGAAAGGCCACUCUCUAUCUCUCCAGUUGCAAAAUUUCUUUUGAGCCCAUUGAACCUUAAUUAUGCGAAUAUUAAGGCUAAGUUAAGUUAGCCCAUGUCAAGAUUCUCGCCACUGCAGACUGCAUGUCUUGGAUUUUUACUGCAGAGAGUUAGCUGAAGGAUGAUUAAGUAAGAAAAUGAGUUGCACAGAGAAUGUCGUUAAAAAUGGUGAGGUACCGAAGCCUCAGAAAGGUAGAUAUAUUGCAAGCCUGGACCUGGGGACAACAACCAUCAGGUGUUUCAUAUAUAAUGAAAGAGUUGAAGUAUAUGGAAAAGCAGAGCAAAAGGUUACUUUGUUAUAUCCAUCAUCAGGACAAGUGGAGAUUGACCCAAACGAACUUUGGGAAAAAUUUGUGCAGGUUAUUAAAGGAGCAAUUGCCAAUGCAAAUUUAAAUGCCAAAGACAUUUGCUGUCUUGGUAUAACAACUCAAAGAGCAACUUUUCUCACAUGGAACCGUCAAACUGGUGAACCUCUUCACAACUUUAUUACGUGGAAAGACAUUCGGGCAGAUCGUUUAGUGAAAGACUGGAAUGAAUCAUGGACUUUGAGGGGGUUAAGAUGGAGUGCCUCCCUGUUGUAUGGUGUUUUGAGAAAAAAGCAAUAUUUGGCUGCUAGUGUACUAAAAUUUUUCAAUAUUCAAGUCCAUGCAACUGAUUACUCUAAUGCUAGUGGUACAGCAAUAUAUGACCCUUUUAUUCAAGAUUGGAGUCCCAUUUUAACAUCCAUGCUGAGUAUACCGAAGCACAUUUUACCAGAGCUUCGAAAUUCCGUUGGUGAAUGGUGCAUUUGCUCUCAAGAUUUGUUUGGUGCUCCAAUACCUGUUACAGCAGUGGUUUCUGAUCAAGGAGCAUCAUUGUUUGGUAUGUGUCGAUUCAGAAAAGGCGAUGUCAAGAUCACUCUCGGCACUGGUUCGUUCCUUAAUGUUAACACUGGAAAUGAAGCACAUGCAUCAAUUAAUGGAAUCUAUCCUGUGCAUGGAUGGAAAGAUUCAGAAGGAAUAAUACAUAUGGCAGAGGCAUCAUCCAAUGACAAUGGAACUAUUAUUGAAUGGGGAAAGAAUAUUGGUUUAUAUGGAAAUGCUGCUGAAACAUCUGAUUUGGCAAGUUCUGUGAAAAGCUCCAAUAAUGUUUACUUCAUUCCUGCUUUCAAAGGAAUUCAGGCCCCUGUAAAUGAUACUAGAGCUACCAGUGGAUUUCUUGGAUUGAGCGAGGAAACCACACGCGCUCACAUGGUGCGGGCCAUGCUGGAAUCUUUAGCCUUUCGUGUUUAUCAGAUGUACAGGACAUUACACGAAGAAGCAGAUUAUGAAUUCUCAUCUGUCAGAGUUGAUGGAGGAGUAUCUCAGAAUGACUUUAUGAUGCAGAUGAUUGCUACUCUGACAGGAAAGACUGUUGAAAGACCCUGUAACAUAGAUUCUUCAGCUCUAGGUUGUGCAUUUUUAGCUGGUAUUGGUGCAGGAAUAUGGCAAUCAAGAUCUCAGUUGGUACCAGCAUUCAAAGUAGGUAAGAUUUUCAACCCUGAUAUGGAACUCAGACCAAAACUGUUGGCUGAAAUGAAGGAAUGGGAAAGGGCCCUCAAACGAUUUACUAAGUGGCUUUGAAAUAAUUCUUGGUGUUCUGGUUAAUUGAUUUUUUAUACUUUUAUAGAAAGAUACGACCUCAAAGUGUUCAUCUCUGUCUUUCCUGAACUACUGUACAGUAUUCUGUAAAUACUCCCAUUGCUAUUGAAAAAUAUUGUUGAAGUUUAUGUUGUUAUAUUUUCAUAAUUAUAACAUUGGUAGCAAUAGCAUUUGUACAAUAAGAACCCUCCACUGUUUAGAGGUUACAUUUAUUCAGAUAAAUAGAAGAUACUGAGAACUGUUUGAGGCAGCCAUUUUUGUUAUUUCAGUAUGUACUAUGCCUAAUUUAGGAAUUUCCUGGUUUCUAACCAAACAGUGAGGAAUGAAAUAUAUAAUGUGUAUUUAUAAAAAUCAUUGCCUUAUGCCUUGUUUUGGUGUCUGUAUCUGUUCUUAGAAAAAUAUGUAAGGAGAUGCCUGCCGUAAGGGUUAAACUAUUGCAUCUAUCACAUACCUUCUUAUCAUGAAUCUUUGAUCCUAUCUGCUAGGCAAAGACCUGCUCUUGUUCUGUGAAAUCAUUUUUAUUUUCUGUUACAUGGUUGCAUUACUCUUAACUUUUUCUCAGCAUGAUAGUGAGUUAAUACAAUUAAUAUGUUGGCUUCUUUCUAUCUAUUCAUAAAAAUCGUUGCUUAAGCCUUGUUGACACGGCUAGUUUAGCAGCUGCUAGUGCUAGCAACCUGUGAACUACUCUUCUACUUACCCAAUGUCAAUGAAAACUAUCCUAGUGUCAACACUUACUUGCUGGGUAAGUUAAUUUGCAGCAGUUACUAAACUAGCCCCAUGUCAAGGCUUUAGUGUAAAACAUGCCAGAGCUCACACUCCUAUACUGUGCAUAUCGCUUGCUGUACUAAAGUUACCCAAAAGAUGGAAUUAUUCAUGAAAGAAGAGGUUUAAUUUCUUAGUUCGAAUUCCUCUGCUAAUUAUUUACAUGACACCUCUAACCCAGCUGCCAUUUCAUUUUUUAAUAGUAUAUCUAUUUCAUUUUGAUGUGUCUUGCUGUCAUCCCACCAGAAUUUAUAUUUUUCUGUAUCACUAUGAUUGUUUUUGUACAAAUACUGGAUAUUGCUUCCUCUUUUUCCAAAAGUUGGUAUUUUGCAGAAAUGUUUUUUAAUGUUUCAUGAUGAUACUAUUAUAUCACCUUGGUUGAACUUUUCUUCUUCCUUGCUUGGAGUACUGAAGUCCUGUGUGGUCUUUGGGUACUGACUUUCAUUUCAGACUCUUGGACAGAGUUAUGUUGUCAGUCAAAUUAAAUUGCCAACUCUUAAUGUUGACUUGUGGCAUAGACAGAAUGUGAGUUCAUUAUGUUAGUUGCAUGAAAUGUUCUGAUAUGACAGACAACCUUAACACUCUUCUUUACCUGACUUUGCUGUUUUUGCUCACAACGCUAAGUAUCAGCGUGUUAUUUUUUAGUACGUUUAAUACUACUCAGUUUGCCUGGAGUUUUAUCUUGGCUACAUUUAAAAUGUAGAUUAGCCCAAUGCAGAAGGGGAAUCUUCUGAUCUCCAAAUGUUCAAGUAAGGAGCAAAUUCAUUCCAGCUGUCUCCUGACAUCUCAUGAAUUCAAGCAUAUCAGAUUUUUCUGUUCACUCAUAUUUAUCACCUUUUAUAACGUGUCAUUCUUUGCGGGUGAACUUUCCUUUUGAGUCAUUUUGGGUAUACAGUCUGUUGAUUCUGUCCAUAAGAAUUGUAUCAGUAUGUAUUGUGUAAGGAGUCGUCGAUUCCAAAAACAAAAUUUUUUUUAUGGAAUGUGAAGAAUUGUAUAAAAAUCUUGGUGCCUCCCACAUGCACAGUCUUUUGUUGAUUGUAAGAUCAGUCAAAGCUGUCGAAAUGUAGGACCAUAUCCAUGUGCAUAUGCUUAAAAAGAGACCUUAUGCAUAUAUGCUUAAGAGUUAUCCAGUCUACCUUCCAAUAGAGGCUUUUUGACAAGGCUGCCAGAUAUCUUCCACUAACAAGUCUUCCACUUUAUCGUUACAAUUAUGUCAGCCUCUUCCAAGGUUUUCUCCAGUACUUGAUCAAUUUUCUCAAAUUGUGUUCCCUUUUUGGCAAAUUUGCCAGGAAGAUAAUAUGGACAGUUUCCAACCUUUUUCUAAGUCUUCCAGUGUCUCACAAGUCUUCCCACUUUUCUUUCAACAUCUGAAGUCCUCAAAGUCAGCUUAAUUAGCUCACUCUCCCUGGCUACAUCAAUAAAACCCAACCACCUUCCCUUUCCAAUACGUAUUUCAAGACGUUACAGUAUAUAGGCACGAGGCUAAUCCUAGCUGCUACUGCUUACGCGUUAACUCUUCAGAUCUUCUUUAUAUUAACUUCUGUCUUAAAUUUGUCAAGUUUGUUUUCUGUGUAUUACUUCAGAACUCUUCAAACACAGUUUAUAGUGCCAAUGGCAUUGAAUACAGAAUAUAUAGUUCUGUUGCAUUCACACUAAAAAGGGAGACUGAAUGGGUGUAGGAGUUUGAACAUGCUUAUAGGGAAUGCCACUUACUCCAAUAGGAUCAUGUUAAGUAUGUACUACUUGUCCUCACUCUUGAACCCAAAGCUUAGACUUACUUAAUGGUUUGUAAUUGAAUAAAGGGUCAGACCCAAAACAAGUGAAAAGAGCCAUUGGCAAAGGAUAAUUAAAAACAGUCUCCAGCUGGCAAUCAAGCUAAGAAGUAGUGUUUUGUAUUUGUUUGAAAUAAGAAAAUUAAAUUCUGCUGUUUAUUCAUUUGGAAAUACAGAAACAACUGAAGUUCUUAUACAAUAUAUUGCUAAUGAAAAGCAUUCAACUUACUGUGAUAACUAACUAUGCUAAGUUUCAGCACAAUUUUCAAACUGGAAAGUUUUGCUUCUGUGAAGAGGUAGUAUUGCAGAUUCUCAAAUUCAAAGAUUCUAUCAUUUUCAUUUUGCAUGGUGGUAGAUUGCUUACAAUAUUAACUACAGGUGCAAGUUUUUGCAGAGGUUACUCACUUUUAAAGUUAAAAUUGAGAUUAUUUUUUUACUGUAUAAAAAACUGCAUCUAGCAGACUGUAACACUGAUGAAUGUUAAUGUUAAAAUAUGGUGUGAAGUACAUAACAAAUAAAUGGAUUUAUCAGAG